This is a messenger RNA of Electrophorus electricus (electric eel), 1719 nucleotides long. It is a transcript of the gene tacr3l, whose product is annotated as tachykinin receptor 3-like. Lineage: Eukaryota; Metazoa; Chordata; Actinopteri; Gymnotiformes; Gymnotidae. Gene Ontology annotation, biological process: G protein-coupled receptor signaling pathway; positive regulation of flagellated sperm motility. Gene Ontology annotation, molecular function: tachykinin receptor activity. Gene Ontology annotation, cellular component: sperm midpiece; plasma membrane. The record is from RefSeq and is a predicted model, not a curated record.
CAAAAAUAAGCACAGGGAAGGACAAUAGCAUGGCUGUACCGCAAAUCGGUUCAAACAUCACGCGCAACUUUACGAAUCAGUUUGUGCAGCCGCCGUGGCGCGUUGCGUUAUGGUCUGUUGCCUACAGCUCCGUACUAGCGGUGGCGGUUUUCGGAAACCUCAUCGUCAUCUGGAUCAUUCUGGCCCAUAAACGGAUGCGAACCGUGACGAACUACUUCUUGCUGAACUUGGCUUUUUCUGAUGCCUCCAUGGCUGCCUUCAAUACGCUGAUCAACUUUAUUUAUGCCACACACGGCGAAUGGUACUUUGGAGAAGCAUACUGCAAGUUUCACAACUUUUUCCCCGUCACAGCCGUAUUCGCCAGCAUUUAUUCCAUGACCGCUAUUGCAGUUGACAGAUACAUGGCAAUCAUUCAUCCCCUGAAGCCGAGACUGUCUGCCACAGCCACUAAGGUGGUGAUCAUGUGCAUCUGGGUUUUGGCGGUGGUCCUCGCCUUACCCCUCUGCUUCUACUCCAUCACCCGAAGCCUGCCCUAUAGGACCAUCUGCUACGUCGCAUGGCCACGACCCACAGAGGACUCAUUUAUGUAUCACAUCAUAGUGAUGGUACUAGUCUACAUGCUGCCCCUAGUAGUGAUGGGCAUCACCUACACCAUAGUGGGCAUGACGCUGUGGGGAGGGGAGAUUCCUGGAGACUCAUCAGACAACUAUCAAGGGCAGCUACAAGCCAAGAGGAAGGUGGUAAAGAUGAUGAUCGUGGUAGUGGUGACCUUUGCCCUCUGCUGGUUGCCAUAUCACGUGUACUUCAUUGUGACUGGCCUGAACAAGCAGUUAAACAAGCUGAAAUCCAUCCAGCAGGUCUAUUUAUCAGUGCUUUGGCUGGCCAUGAGCUCCACUAUGUACAAUCCCAUCAUCUACUGCUGUCUCAAUGGCAGGUUCCGAGCAGGCUUCAAGAGGGCCUUCCUCUGGUGCCCAUUUGUCCACAUGUCGAGCUAUGAUGAGUUGGCACUGCACACAGCCCGCCACCAUCCGCGCAAUCAGAGCAGCAUGUGCACGCUGUCCCGUGUUGACACCAGCAUCCAUGGCGCUGACCACAGCCGCAGGACCCACAAGAGCACCAAGUCCCAGCACCAAAGCAAGGUUAGCAGUACCAAGGAGAGCACGCUGGGGGCCAGAAACAGUCUCUGCAGGGAGACAACCUUCGCAUCUGAGCUGCUUAACUGAGGACGCGAGGUCGAUCAAUGGACUCCUUUUGGACAGGCAGUUAUUGUGUAGGUGAAGCUCCCUAAAUAAGUUUGACAGAAGGCAGACAGUCUCUUAGACAGGUUUUAGGCACUCUCUUAGACCCCAUGCAGUAGAUAUUUUAGUAUUUUUUCUGCACAAUCCCAGCAUGGUGGGCCAGGUCAUUGUAGUUUGUGUAUGUUUUACAGAUCACACCAGUGAUCUCAACACCACAAACUGCAUGCUCAGUUUUGUGCUUAAUGUUAUUGAAUGUACUAAGGUGAACUGAAUUUUUCAUUUUUCUGUCUUGUCAGUCAUUUGACAGAAUACAAAUGCAUUUAAUAUACAGCAUAUACAUUACACUAUACAUUAAAUACAUUCUGUGAUGCAUUUGUAAGUGUCUACAAAUACUAUAUUGUUAUAUUGUAUAUUGUUUUAUAAUUAUAGACUAGUCUUUUAUUACCAUGCAAAUCUGAAAUAUAUUGGUUUAUAUACUUAC